This is a messenger RNA of Sturnus vulgaris (Common starling), 1789 nucleotides long. It is a transcript of the gene ANKRD49, whose product is annotated as ankyrin repeat domain 49. Gene Ontology annotation, biological process: protein K6-linked ubiquitination. Gene Ontology annotation, cellular component: BRCA1-BARD1 complex; BRCA1-A complex. Gene Ontology annotation, molecular function: ubiquitin-protein transferase activity; protein binding. Lineage: Eukaryota; Metazoa; Chordata; Aves; Passeriformes; Sturnidae. The record is from RefSeq and is a predicted model, not a curated record.
AGACCUUUUGUUGGUAAAGUGAGCAGCGUUUCGAGUGCACUCAGCAAACCCCCGCGCAGUGUUGCACUGCAGUCCGAAGAUGCUGACUGAAAAUGAAUAAAGACAAGCAAGCUGAUGAAGACGAUGAUGACAGCGAGCUGUUCGAAGACUUCACAGAGCAUUUCAACCAACUUGAACUGCUGGAGACGCACAGGCAUUUGAUUCCUGUAGGAACUCAGAGCUGUUGGUCAGGACAGUCUGAUGAUGACGACGAUGAGCAAGAAAGAACAGAAGAAUGGUAUGAAAUGCAAGAAAAGAAAAUGGAAAAACAUCCAGAGAAAUUGCUACUCUGGGCAGCUGAAAACAAUCGGCUGAGUACUGUGAAGAGGCUCCUGACGGAAAAGCUGGCUCCAGUGAACGCUCGUGAUGAAGAUCAGUACACUCCUCUCCAUCGAGCUGCCUACAGCGGGCACCUGGAUGUUGCACACGAGUUGGUGGCCCAAGGGGCCGACGUUCACGCGCAGACUGUGGACGGCUGGACGCCCCUGCACAGCGCCUGCAAGUGGAACAACACCAGGGUGGCUGCGUUCCUGCUUCAGCAGGGUGCAGACAUCAACGCGCAGACAAACGGUCUGCUGACACCCCUGCACAUUGCUGCAGGAAACAAAAACAGCAGGGAAACCCUCGAGCUCCUGCUGAUGAAUCGUUAUGUGAAGCCAGACUUGAAAAACAACUUGGAUGAAACUGCCCUUGACAUUGCAAGGAGGACUGAUAUAUAUCACUACCUUUUUGAAAUAGUAGAAGACUGCAUAAAUGCUGUGUCCCCAUAAAAGCUUGUGAAUGUGAGGUUUUCUGCCUCUUCCUUGUUAGUGUUCUGCAUGCCCAUCGGUGGUGGUCUGUCUCUUUGCAGCGAGGUUUUUAUGUAAGAUACUUCAGUAUUCUCCUCAGGCAAAAUGUCGCUUCCUGCAGCACUGCUCAGUGGUCACGCUCGUACUUGGAAGCGUUACUGAUGUUAGUCAAGCUACUCAGAAAGUCUCAGUAAUUUCUGUGAGUUUCUAUUUAAUUAGUGCAGAUUUGGAGAGGCCUUUGUAAGUUGUCUGUAGUGUCAAAGCAGGAGGGAAAACUGGAAUAUUUACUUGAUGUGAAAAAAUUCUGGGUUGGUUAUGCAGAGUUUAUUACUGCUCACUUGAAAAUUAUUUUUUGAGAAAUUUAAACUUUUUAAAAACUGCAUGAAAGCUCAGAAUGAAUGUAACUUAUUUGGGUGAUACACAAAACGUUUAAUGAACCUAAUGUAAGGCUUAUGAUAAAAUAAAAUAUUUAACCCAAAGUAUUCAGUCAUAUUAUUAAUUUAAAGCCCAUUUAUCAAUGCAAUCACCUGCUCAUAAAUCAAACACACUGUUCAUAGGAUAAGAAAGUAGUUUCGGUUUAUUUUUUCACCAGUGCUUUUCAAGGAAGUGACUUUCUAUCAAGAUCCUGUUUACUUUUCCCUUGCAAUUAAGUUGCAUAAAGACUUAAUGUCAAGAAUGUAGAAUUAGUUGUCAAAAAUGAGCCACAACCAUGUGAGGAUAAACAGCCAGCAUACUGUUAUGUCUGAUUUAGUUACAGGUAAUUUAGUAUUUUUUUGUACUUUUGAGUUAGUACACUAAAAUUACCCCGUGGUAAGGGCAUGCAGUAUGAUUUUCAACUUUACUGUCUGUAAUUUAAAAGAGAAAGUUGCUUCUCUGUUAAACGAGUUGAACUGAAAAUUGAAUGUAAGUGCUGAAGUACUGUCACUAUGAGAGCUGUAAUAAACACUUCCCUGUCCCAUGUA